UGCGGCCUUCGUCUACCGAAGAUAGCUCAUAGCUGAGCGAUUCGAUUGUGAGAGCCCUAAAACUAGGGUUUCUUCCUUCCCUGCGGCCGCUUGUGGCCGACGGCCUGAGGUCAGCAUCCUUUCUCAUCGAGCCCCUCUCAAUUCAAAUUUUCCUUACUUUCCGAAUAGCAGAAGAGGUCAUCAAUUUUUCAGAAGCAAGAAUUCUUUCAGGUUACCAAAAAGACAAUAUUUUUUUUUUAAAAUCGAACUGCAACAAAUAAUGCUGGGGGGCUUGUACGGAGACCUCCCUCCCCCAUCAUCGAAGAAUGCAGCAGAGGAGGAGAAAAGUAGCAACUCAGUAUGGUCGAGCAGCGCCAAAAUGGCUCCACCUACCCUCAGGAAAACCCCUUCCCUUCUCCCUUCCCCGCACUCCGUGCUGAAGAACCAACAAUCACAAACCAAACCCAAAAACCCACUACCUGCCCAAUCAAAGAGCUCUGCUUCCACCGCCCCCUCAUCCCUACCGGAUAGUGACACGAAAAUCUCGUCCUUUCAACCUGCCCUAGUCGGGGUGACAUCAACUGUGGUUGAUGAGUAUGAUCCUGCAAGGCCCAAUGAUUACGAAGAGUAUCGUAGAGAAAAGAAGAGGCGGGCAGCAGAGGCUGAGAGAAAGAAGGAGGUUGAGAGGCGAAGAAGGGAGGAGGAAGAGAGGGAGCGAGAGAGGGAGCAGCGGGAACGUGAGGCUGCAGAGCGGGAAGAGAAGGAUUAUCAGUCUAAGUUGAGCAUAUCAGGUGAGGAAGCAUGGAAGAGGCGAGCUGCUAUGAGUGGUGGUGCGGUGCCAAGAUCGCCUUCACCACCGCCCAGCGGAGAAGGCUUUACUAUUGGGAAGUCAGGGUCUGCUGGGCUUGGUGUGGGUGCUGGAGGUCAGAUGACAGCCGCACAGCGGAUGAUGGCAAAGAUGGGGUGGAAGGAAGGGCAGGGUCUUGGUAAGCUGGAACAAGGGAUUACCACACCUCUCAUGGCAAAGAAGACGGACAGACGGGCUGGUGUGAUUGUGAAUGCCAGUGAGACCAAGGCUGAGAAAAAGAUGAAGAGUGUGAACCUGAAUGGUCCACCAACACGCGUCAUGCUUCUCCGAAACAUGGUUGGACCUGGUGAAGUAGACGAUGAGCUAGAAGACGAGGUUGCCUCUGAGUGUUCCAAGUAUGGCACCGUCACUCGUGUGCUCAUCUUUGAGAUCACAGAGCCCAACUUUCCAGCUGAUGAAGCUGUGAGGAUCUUUGUGCAGUUUGAGAGAACAGAAGAAACAACAAAAGCUCUGAUCGAUCUAGAUGGCCGGUACUUUGGUGGAAGGGUGGUUCGAGCUGCAUUUUAUGAUGAGGAGAGAUUUGGGAAAAAUGAACUGGCUCCCUUGCCUGGAGAAAUUCCUGGUUUCUUUUGAAUCAGCAGUUGCAGGUAGCCGUUGAAUCUGUUUGUUUUUAACGAUAAUGUUUGCUGCUUGUUUUCUUUAAAAUGUGCGUGUUUGAUGCUCAUUUUGGAUUUUGGUUGUUAAGUCUCGGGAGUAGGGUAUCUUAUCUGUAUUGACUUCUUAUAAAUAUAAUCUGUUUCCAUUACUUUAAUCUUUAUUAGAUAUAUAGAUAUUACAUUUGUAUGUUUAUUAUUUUUAUGAAAUGACAGUUAAGGUAGUUUGGAUGUCAAAA
Messenger RNA from Dendrobium catenatum, 1679 nucleotides. Its product is annotated as DNA-damage-repair/toleration protein DRT111, chloroplastic. The record is from RefSeq and is a predicted model, not a curated record. NCBI's taxonomy places the organism in Eukaryota, Viridiplantae, Streptophyta, Magnoliopsida, Asparagales, Orchidaceae. Gene Ontology annotation, biological process: mRNA cis splicing, via spliceosome. The coding region runs from base 260 to 1420 and encodes 386 amino acids. Gene Ontology annotation, molecular function: RNA binding. Gene Ontology annotation, cellular component: precatalytic spliceosome. The transcript has 2 exons.